AUGCCGACCGCUCCACGCAUGCCACGCUGGGUUCCGGCGCUGCGCAACAGGCGCGCUGUGCCGGCCCGCCAGAUGCACUCGUCCGCCGUCCCACCCUCCCAGCCGCCGUCUUCAUCGUCCCCGCUCGCGCCCCGGUUCAGGAAGCGCGACAUCAUCCUGCGCGGGCCGCAGCUGCUCAUGCGUGGUCCAGGAUUGCUUCUCCGUGCGCCCAAGGUCGUCUGGCGGGCCCCGGCGGUCGCGAGGGCGGGCACCAGGCGCUUGUUGUCGUCGACGAGGAUGAGGUCGCGCGAGCAGAGGCCGGUAUCGGAGGGAAUCGAGCAGCCGGAGCAGCCAGUCGCAGGGCCUUCGAAGGGUGCAGAACAGGGCUCGCAGGGAGAAGGACCGCGCGAGUCGUUCGCCUCUCGCCUGCGUAAGCGCUGGCAGUCGACACCCACGAAAUGGUCUCCGAUUCCCGUCUCGCUCGGCGCUGCCGUCCUCGUCGUCAUCACCCUCUACAAGCAGGCAUCGGAGAAGGGCAAGGAGCCGCUGCCUGACGGUGCUGUCAAGGUCCAAGGUCCCUGGCAGGUUCAUGUCAUCGGCGCUCUCCCUCUCCGCUCCAUCUCGCGUCUCUACGGCCUCGUCAACUCGUACGAACUCCCUGUCUGGUUCCGCGUUCCCGGCUACAAGUUCUAUUCGUGGGUCUUUGGCGUCAACCUCGACGAGUGUGAUCCGUCCGACUUGCGCGAGUACCGGUCCAUGAGCGAGUUCUUCAUGCGGAGACUCAAGCCAGGCGUACGACCGAUCGCGGACGCGCCUCUAGUCUCGCCGGCGGACGGACGUGUCAUCAAUUUCGGCGUCAUCGAAGGCGGCCAGAUUGCUUCGAUCAAGGGCGCAACCUACUCGCUCCAGGCGCUGCUGCAGGGCGCGGGAGAGGCGGGCACCGUCGAAGGACCGCACGGUCUUCCCGAGCACCCGCACAACGCCGAGGCCAUCUCGCUCGACGAGAAGGAGUUUGCGAACGUCAACGGCAUCUCAUACUCGCUCGGUGACCUCGUCGGCGACACGGGCGACGGCUUCAGGGACGCCAAGAACGUCAAGGACGCCUCGAUGAGCAAUGACGAGCAAAACCGCCAGCGCGAUGGGCCGAAGCGCAGUUUGAGCGGCGACGUUGCUGUCGCGACCGAGAUCGCCAAGGCCGCCUUCGAACCUCGCGACGGCAACAAGCUCUUCUUCUCCGUCAUCUACCUCGCGCCCGGCGAUUACCAUCGCUACCACAGCCCGACGAGCUGGGUCGUCGAGCGGCGCCGUCACUUUGCCGGCGAACUCUUCUCCGUCUCGCCCUGGAUGGUUGGCAAGCUGGCGGACCUCUUCGUCCUCAACGAGCGCGUCGCCCUCCUCGGUCGCUGGCGCUACGGCUUCUUCUCGAUGACGCCGGUUGGCGCCACGAACGUCGGCUCCAUCCGUGUCAACUUUGACGAGUCCCUCCGCACCAACUCGCCCCUCCGCCCCGUCACACCCGGUACAUUCAGCGAAGCAACGUACGCCAACGCAAGCGAGUUACUCGGUGGACAGCCCUUGCGGGCGGGCGACGAAAUCGGCGGGUUCUGGUUGGGGUCGACUAUCGUGCUCGUUUUCGAGGCUCCGCCCAGCUUUGAGUUCGAGAUUUCGAACGGGCAGAAGCUUAAGGUCGGAGAGGCGAUCGGGAGGAUUCGUCAGUAG
Rhodotorula toruloides NP11 is the source of this 1698-nucleotide messenger RNA. Its product is annotated as phosphatidylserine decarboxylase. Gene Ontology annotation, biological process: phosphatidylethanolamine biosynthetic process. Gene Ontology annotation, cellular component: mitochondrion. The record is from RefSeq and is a predicted model, not a curated record. The transcript has 5 exons. Lineage: Eukaryota; Fungi; Basidiomycota; Microbotryomycetes; Sporidiobolales; Sporidiobolaceae. The coding region runs from base 1 to 1698 and encodes 565 amino acids. Gene Ontology annotation, molecular function: phosphatidylserine decarboxylase activity.